Messenger RNA from Fraxinus pennsylvanica, 924 nucleotides. The record is from the annotation of a GenBank genome assembly. Lineage: Eukaryota; Viridiplantae; Streptophyta; Magnoliopsida; Lamiales; Oleaceae.
AUGUCGAAUUCGCAAGAUUUUUCCGAUAGGAAAAGGGCCCGUAGGGCACUGGAGAAAUCGAACUUUGUUCACACUUGCAAUCUAUUGAGUCAAUUUAUCAAGGAGAAAGGUAGUUUAAGAGAUUUGAAUUUUGAAAUCGGUGAUAGAGUGGAAAGCCUUGAAUCCAUAGUGAAAGCAGACAAAUCUCAAGUUGCGGCGUCUACAAGAACGAAAUCCUUGACCAAUAUGGAAAAACCAGUUCAAGGAUCGACUGAACAAGAUACGUCAAUGGAUCCUAUUCCCUGGCGAGGCAUGCUGGGGUCAUCGAGUAAUUUACAAGAUGCCUCAAAUAAAGCUGUUCCAAGAGAGGCAGCAACAAUGGAGUCCAAGAAUGCCCAGUUGACCAUAUUUUAUGCUGGUAGAGUUUUGGUAUUCGAUGAUUUUCCACCUGAAAAAGUUACUGAACUAGCGGAAUUUGCAAGCAAGGAAAGUUCUGAGGAACCAGAAGACAUAUUGUCGAACCAUGUUAAAGAAAAAGUAAACCAGGGGACUGUAACUGCACGAGAACGGCUUCCUCCAAGAUCUGAGGCCUCGGCUUCUCGUAAGGCUAAACGCGUUUUGCCUGAUUCCGGCAAAGAGGCGCAAGAACGGCUUCCUCCCCGACCUGAAGCUAGUGGUUCUCUUAAGGCUAAAGGCAUUUUACUGAAUUCAGAGAUAGAGAAAAUGAACACUGGUGGUGCUGUGGCCUCCUGCUCUAGGCCAAAAGAAGUGCUUUCGCCACAACUUGAAGCCAGUGGUUCUGAUUUGCCAAUUGCAAGAAGAUCAUCACUUCAUAGGUUCCUUGAGAAGAGAAAAGAUAGGACUGUAAAGGAGCUAAACCAAAUUCAAGAACUGCAGCCUGCAUAUUCUCCCAAGCCUGAUGAGCAUCUUGAGCUCAAAUUAUAG